AUGGAGAUGGAAAACAGUCUUCUAAACCAGCAGAUCCAAGGGGUCAAAGCUGGCGACCAUGGCCACCCUCUGACCCUCUCCCCGCGCAGCCUCCUCCUCGCUGCCCCCUCCCCAGCCCCGCCGGCCCGGCCCCCCCACUUCUGCCUGCGCUGUGCCCCCCCCACCGCCGGCACGGCCCCGCCCCCGCUGCCCCGGUGGUGGCCCACGGCCCCCCGGCUGCCCGUGGUCAAACUGGAGUCGCUGAAGCGUUGGAACGAAGAGAGGGGGCUGUGGUGCGAGAAGGGGGUGCAGGUGCUCCUGACGACGGUGGGCGCCUUCGCCGCCUUCGGCCUCAUGACCAUCGCCAUCAGCACCGACUACUGGCUCUACACGCGCGCCUUCAUCUGCAACACCACCAACCUCACGGCCGGCGACGAUGGCCCCCCCCACCGCGGAGGCAGCGGCUCCUCGGAGAAGAAGGACCCCGGCGGCCUCACGCACUCAGGCCUCUGGAGGAUCUGCUGCCUGGAAGGGCUGAAAAGAGGCGUCUGCGUGAAGAUCAACCAUUUCCCGGAGGACACGGACUACGACCAUGACAGCGCGGAGUAUCUGCUCCGAGUCGUCCGGGCCUCCAGCAUCUUCCCCAUCCUCAGCGCCAUCCUGCUGCUGCUCGGGGGUGUGUGCGUGGCAGCCUCCCGGGUCUACAAGUCCAAGAGGAACAUCAUUCUGGGCGCAGGGAUCCUGUUCGUGGCAGCAGGCCUGAGCAACAUCAUCGGCGUGAUCGUGUACAUCUCGGCCAACGCGGGCGAGCCGGGCCCGAAGCGGGACGAGGAGAAGAAGAACCACUACUCGUACGGCUGGUCCUUCUACUUCGGCGGGCUGUCGUUCAUCCUGGCCGAGGUGAUCGGCGUGCUGGCCGUCAACAUCUACAUCGAGCGCAGCCGCGAGGCGCACUGCCAGUCUCGCUCGGACCUGCUCAAGGCCGGCGGGGGCGCGGGCGGCAGUGGCGGGAGCGGCCCCUCGGCCAUCCUCCGUCUGCCCAGUUACCGCUUCCGCUACCGCCGCCGCUCCCGCUCUAGCUCCCGCUCCAGCGAGCCGUCGCCGUCGCGGGACGCGUCUCCCGGCGGCGCCGGGGGCCCGGGCUUCGCCUCCACGGACAUCUCCAUGUACACGCUCAGCCGCGACCCGUCCAAGGGCAGCGUGGCCGCGGGGCUGGCGGGGGCCGGCGGCGGCGGCGGAGGGGCGUACGGCGGCGCGGCGGGGGGCGCGGGGGGCGGCGGCGGGGCGGGCGCCGAGCGGGACCGCGGGGGGGCGCCCGGCUUCCUCACGCUGCACAACGCCUUCCCCAAGGAGGCGGGCGGCGGCGUCACGGUCACGGUCACCGGGCCGCCCGCCGCGCCCGCGCCCGCGCCGCCCGCGCCCGCCGCGCCCGCCCCCGGGACCCUGGCCAAGGAGGCCGCCGCCUCCAACACCAACACGCUCAACAGGAAAACCACGCCCGUGUAGGGGCGCGACGGGGGGCGCCGAGGGGGCGUGUCCGGGGCGCGUGCGCGGGCGCGCGUGCAACGAGGCU
Messenger RNA from Diceros bicornis minor, 1552 nucleotides. It is a transcript of the gene CACNG8, whose product is annotated as calcium voltage-gated channel auxiliary subunit gamma 8. Lineage: Eukaryota; Metazoa; Chordata; Mammalia; Perissodactyla; Rhinocerotidae. Gene Ontology annotation, molecular function: voltage-gated calcium channel activity; channel regulator activity. The transcript is spliced from 5 exons. The coding region runs from base 1 to 1485 and encodes 494 amino acids. The record is from RefSeq and is a predicted model, not a curated record. Gene Ontology annotation, biological process: regulation of AMPA receptor activity; positive regulation of synaptic transmission, glutamatergic; postsynaptic neurotransmitter receptor diffusion trapping. Gene Ontology annotation, cellular component: postsynaptic density membrane; AMPA glutamate receptor complex.